CCACUGUGCUGUAGCAUGUAUAUAAACGUUGAGCUCUCUGGAGCCUCUUGCCAGUUCUCUUCUCAGACUAGUCAGGAGCAACAGAGAGACAAAAGGAUGGAGCUCCUCUGGGUUGCCACAGUCACCGUUUGCUUUCUGUCCGUUUUCCAUACAGCAGAAUCUUCCACUGCUUAUUAUGACAAGAUUUUAACCCACAGUCGAAUCAGGGCACGUGAUCAAGGCCCAAACGUCUGUGCUCUCCAACAAGUUGUGGGCACCAACAAGAAAUACUUCAGCACGUGCAGGAAUUGGUACCAGGGAGCCAUCUGUGGCAAGAAAGCAACUGUCUUGUAUGAAUGCUGCCCUGGUUAUAUGAAGAUGGAAGGCGAACGAGGAUGCCCUGCAGUUGCCCCCAUCGAUCAUGUCUAUGGCACUUUGGGCAUUGUGGGAGCAACAUCCACUCAACGCUACUCUGACAUUUCAAAACUGAGAGAAGAGAUUGAAGGACCUGGCUCGUAUACAAUGUUUGCACCAAGCAAUGAAGCCUGGGAUGCUCUGGAUCGUGAAAUCCACGAAGGCCUGAUUGAAAAUGUAAACAUUGAACUGUACAAUGCCCUCCAUAACCAUAUGGUGAACAAGCGCAUGUUGACAAAGGACCUCAGGAAUGGCAUGGAUCUGUUGUCUAUGUACGACAACCAAAAACUGCAUAUAAAUCACUACCCCAAUGGUGUUGUUACAGUGAACUGCGCUAGAAUCAUCCAUGGUAACCAAAUUGCUACAAAUGGUGUUGUGCAUGUCAUUGACCGUGUGCUGACCCCUGUUGGAAAUACCAUUCAAGACUUCCUUGACGUGGAAGACGAUCUUUCAUCUCUCAGAACUGCUGCCAUGGCAUCAGAUGUGAUGGAAACUCUUGGGAAGCCUGGGCAAUACACGCUCUUUGCUCCUACCAACGAAGCUUUUGAGAAACUUCCACGUGGAGUCUUAAACAGGAUUAUGAACGACAAGGUGGCUGCUAAAGCGCUGAUGAAGUUCCACAUUCUGAAUACUCUCCAGUGUUCUGAAGCCAUCAUGAGUGGAGGUGUCUACGAGACCUUGGAAGGCAACACUGUUGAAGUUGGCUGUGAUGGCGACAGCUUGACAAUCAAUGGAGUCAAAAUGGUGAAGCGAAAAGACAUUGUGACAAGCAAUGGUGUCAUUCAUCUAGUAGACCAAGUGCUUAUUCCUGACUCCGCUAAGCAAGUUAUAGAGCUUGCUGGUCCUCAACAAACCACCUUCAAAGACCUGGUGUCUCAGGUUGGCUUGGCUGCAUCUUUAAAGCCAGAGGAAGAAUAUACCUUGCUAGCUCCAAUGAAUGGGGCUUUCUCCGAUGACGUCUUAUCUACGGACCAGAGGGUCCUCAGAUUGAUUCUGCAGAAUCACAUUUUGAGAAUGAAAGUUGGCCUGAAUGACCUCUACAAUGGACAGUUCUUGGAGACACUGGGAGGAAAGAAGCUCAGAGUGUUUGUGUAUCGUACAGCUGUAUGUGUUGAGAAUUCAUGCAUGAUUCGAGGAAGCAAAGAGGGAAGAAAUGGAUUUAUCCACCUUUUCAGGGAAUUAAUUGAUCCAGCAGAGAAAACUCUACAUGAAGUAUUGAGAUCGGAUAAACGAUUCAGCACAUUCCUCAGCCUAGUGGAAGCAGCAGACUUAGAAGAGGUUCUUUCUCAACCUGGUGACUGGACCUUGUUUGUCCCAACUAAUGAUGCUUUCAAAGGCUUGACUGAGCAGGAGAAACAGACAUUGAUAAGGGACCAAAAUGCUCUCAGGAAUAUUCUGCUUUAUCACUUGACUCGAGGAGUUUUCAUUGGGAGUGGAUUUGAACCUCGUGUGACCAACAUCCUGAAAACUAUCCAAGGCGGCAAAUUGUACUUGAAAGUGGUGAAUGACACUCUUCUGGUGAAUGAUUUAAAAGCAAAGGAAUCUGACCUUAUGGCGACCAAUGGUGUGAUUCAUGUCAUUGACAAGCUCCUGUAUCCUGCAGAUGUACCUGUUGGAAAUGAUCAGCUCCUCACAAUUCUGAAAAAAUUGAUUAAGUACAUCCAGCUCAAGUAUGUCCGAGGCAGCACAUUCAAAGAGAUUCCAAUGACAUUUUACACCACCCGAAUUAUUAAAGUUGUUGACCCCGAGAUUAAAGUAAUUGAGAGCAGCUUUGAACCCAGCAUCCGAAAAGAAAUAAAAGUAGUUGGUGGCACCACAGUUCGAAAAGAGAUUGAAGGGCCCACUAUUACAAGGCUCACCAAAGUGAUUGAAGGGGACCCAGAAUUUAAGCUGGUCAGGGAAGGCGAGACAGUCACUAAAGUUAUUCAUGGAGAGCCUAAAAUUAAAAAAUACACGAAAAUAAUUGAUGGUUAUCCUGUGGAAGUGACUGAAAAAGAAGUGACCGAAGAAAGAAUCAUACAAGGUCCUGAACUGAAAUACACCCGAAUCACUACAGGAGGUGGGGCAGAUACUGAGGAGACUCUUAAGAAAUUGCUGGAAGAAGAGGUGACCAAGGUGACCAAAUUCAUUGAAGGUGAUGGUCAUUUACUUGAAGAUGAAGAAAUCAAAAGACUCCUCAAGGGAGCUGGAUCUGAGUACACCAAGGUUACUAAAGUAAUUGAGACAGAGCCACAGAUUAUCGAGACAGAAAUAAAGAAAAUUCAUCUGGAAGAAGCACCUGUUAGAAAAGUACAAACAUCCAGAAGAACACAAGGCUCACCACGGAGAAGAACAAGGCUCGUCAGACCUGCGAAAAAGCAGACUGUACAGAAAGAGAACUGAAGCUCUGAAGAAAAGCAAAAAGAAAAAAUCAUAAGGGAAAACUAACCAAAUCACUUGUUCCCAUUAACAAUUGGGCAUAGCAUCCUCUACCCCAUAAAAGCAGACGGGAGUGCAUAUGGGGGGGGGGGGAAGCACUUCCUAAAAGAUGCAUUAGCUGGUACGAUCCCAAUGAGCAGGGAUCAACUCAAAAUGUACCCAUUUCCAUGAAUCCGAACUCUAUAAUUUAAAUGCAUUCCGCCUGCAAGUAAAUAAGCUUUAAAGUGAGAAAAUCCAAGAGUGUAAGCUAUGUAAAUGUAUCACCUUUAGAUCAGCAAAAACCAUGCGAUUCAUGUUAUUAAAUACUAUUAUGACACAGACGUUACCUUAGAAAUCAUAAUAAACUUUAAGCAAUGACAUAGGAUCUUCGCUUUCAUCACUGCGUAAAACAUUUGCUAGCGAAGCUGAGAGAUUCUCUCUCCUGCACUCUCCAAAGGUGACUCUCUCAAAACGCGAGCGUUCAGGAGUGUUCUUGGAUCGAUUACCGUACUGGCUAUCUAAGGUCCCAAAUGAAAAUAAACUUACAGUAAACACAUUAGCGUAAUUUGGUCCAUGACCGUAAAAAUAAAUUCAUUCAUUCAACACAUUAGCUUCCGUUCAGAGAUGCCCGCAUUAAGCAGCAGACAACAUGCUUAAACACCGGCGCUACCGUUCACCUGUUAGAGGUGCAAAAGGUGGUGGACAUUGUAUGAAUUUAAACUCCCCAUAUUUUCAGCUGUGUACAUGUGGGGAUGUUGAAUGUGGGUUCUACCUUUUGUAUAUUCUUUUGUACUAUCGUUUUUUUUUGUACAUAUAGGAACCAGCCCGAAACCAGCACGCAGAAUCUGUUUAUGAGUCAGGCUGAUUUGAUUAGAAGCAAGAGAUGCUCUUUUGUUUUAAAUAUUGUACUCACAUACCGAUACCAAAGUAUAAAAUACAUGCACCUUCCAUUCGUUGAUAAGGGCAGAUUGAAUUUGAAAAAACAACAACACAUUUUUUGUUCAAAUGUAUAGAAAUGGGAGGCAGAGCCUUUCCUGAUUUACAGAAUUCAAUGGAGCUUAUUCAUAGGCAAGUGGGGUUAGCAUUGCAGCCUUGUGUGUAUUUUACUGAAGAAAAUAGUUGUUUAUAUGUACGUUCCCCGUAUCCCAACUGAUGCAACAUUCAUUUACAUAUUGUACUUCCUGUAGCUGAGUACAGAAUAUGAAGUGGCCCUUCAUUCCAGGGAUGUUAACCGAAUUAGCUUUUAGGCAUGCUUAUAGUUGACGCCAUUUCCCUCUGGUUGAAACUAAACAUGAGAAGCAGCAAGAUUGACCUGCAGUAGGAUGAUUCGAUAGAUUUGAAUUCGGAAAAAGAUAUGCUGUUGACUUCAGCGGGACUUAAACGAUUUAUAUUUAAGAACUUUGGCUUGUCUGGUUUGUGAAUUUGACUCUCUUGCUGAAGUCCUCUGCUUCGUGGAAUGUGUAUUCCUGUGGAAAUAGUGAUCCCUGGUGUAUUCAACAGGUCCUAUUCAUGAGCCAUUGUACUAAGUAACCCACAUGAAUUUAAAAAAUUAAAAGGAAUAUAUCUCCACUGUAGCAUUUUAAGUACAGGAGACAAUUGUAAGGUUUGUGAAACAUUAGCCUUUAAAAAGCCUGCUUUGAAUUGUUGAAUUCUAAAACAAUCAAUGAAAUGCAUGCAACAAUUUCUUCUUGUUCAGGAAGAUACAUAUCAACUGGUACUUGGUCCGGAAGCCUUUGCAUAAAGGAACCCCUGCCAAUUUCCAUUAUUGAUGUGGGCGUUGUUUGUAAAUUGUCGUUUUUUAUCACUCGUUUCUUUGCUUCUUCUCCCAUACUUGUCAACCAUGCAAUAAUCUUUGUAAAGGGAGUGACAACAUUUCAUCAAGGUGCCUUAAUUCUGCAAAGUGUGGUUUAAAAGAAUUACAGCGUGUGCCUUUAUAUUUUUGUUUUGAAACACAUAUUCAUUAAAUAAAUUUGGCUGAAUUGUG
Molecule: messenger RNA, 4774 nt
Organism: Lacerta agilis (Sand lizard)
Lineage: Eukaryota; Metazoa; Chordata; Lepidosauria; Squamata; Lacertidae
Gene: POSTN
Product: periostin
Exons: 25
Coding region: 16-2775 (919 amino acids)
Biological process (GO): extracellular matrix organization; cell adhesion
Cellular component (GO): extracellular matrix
Molecular function (GO): cell adhesion molecule binding
Source: RefSeq, a predicted model, not a curated record